Molecule: messenger RNA, 1137 nt
Organism: Penicillium atrosanguineum
Lineage: Eukaryota; Fungi; Ascomycota; Eurotiomycetes; Eurotiales; Aspergillaceae
Exons: 1
Coding region: 1-1137 (378 amino acids)
Source: RefSeq, a predicted model, not a curated record
AUGAGGGGAUUCCCCGCUUUCAGCCUCAAACUCCAGACAACACUGACAACUCAGACCCUUGAACGACAUCUUGGUCGCAAGAAGAGAGCCCCCAACGCCGAGAUGGACCCGACUCUUUCGUCCAUGUCCUUUACAGACUAUGCAGAUCAGAGUCAGAGUGCACUUUUCUCUAUCCUUCCUCCGGAGAUUCGCUCGGAGAUAUUUGCCUUUGCCCUGGCCAGUGCCCCGGACACCACUCAGCCCAUUGACCAGGAUGAAUAUUGCAUACGACCCGGGUACGAGACUCGCCACUUUAGCUGGACACAGCUGCUUCGAACCUGCAAGCGAGUCUACAUGGAGGCGUGGUUCAUGCCAUUCAUCUGGUCCGAGCAUACAUUCUAUAUGGCCCGAGCAGAUCGUUCUCCCCGCCGAACCAUGUCCGUCAGGAAGAUGCAAGAAUGUCUUGACUUGAUCUAUCAUCGACAUGGAGAAGUUCAAGGCGGUCAGGUACGACUGUUUGCACAGCUUUUUAUGCUCGAAAAAUCCCGGGACUUUAUGGGACUCUUCAACCCAGGCCUACCCCAUUUCUACCCCAAAUCCGUCACCAUCACUUUACGAUAUACGGAUACCUGGGAAUGGGAAGUAAAUCGAGCCCUCCAUAUCUCUGGCAAAUGGUGUCGAUGGAUGGUGCUGCCGAGGAGUGUGACGAGCUUCAAAAUGGACAUUGAAAGCAUCGAGCGGCGCAAAGACGAGGUGGACUAUAUUGCGAACGAAGCCGCAAAGAAAUGGCACUUCAAACGCACUGAUGGUGUUAAUCUCCUGGCUCAAUCAUCCGAUAUUUCCAUCUCCCGGUGGACUGGGAGCUCUAUUCUGGGCGGCAGGCGCUGGGUGCGAGAUGAAGUGCGGCCUGGUCAGCUUGAUUACUAUGUUGCGACAGUAACCUGGCGACCUUCAGAGGACUCCAUCGGCGAUCGCCCACAAAGAGCCCCGGAUCUUACUGUCGAAUGGGCUCGACCAUUGCCUCCCAACUUAGGAUACGAUUGUCUCCCGGAAGAUACAUUGCAGAGACUCAAUAUCUCCAUGGACACCCCCGCCGAAGAGGCAGUCGCGCAAUUCGCCACUCUGACUGUCACGGAGAGGUCAUUGGUACUUACGUAA